GAUCACCAGAGUGUUUGGUCAGCAUUCAAAAGAACUGGAAGCAACAUUACGCCAAUACAACCAAAACUACCGCGGGUAAGAAAUGAUAAAGACCCUCAUGCGCGUUUAGAAUGUGGAAAAGAACUUUCGCGGGGCAGAGAUUCGUGCAAAAAGCGACAUUGGGAACAGUCACACAAAGAAGAUAAAACAAACAGAUACAAAAAUAUGAUUGUCCCCAAAAAUCAUGAAAGGGCUAGAGCUUUAUUAAAAGAAAGAGCCUCAUCUAAAAAUCUUCCUUCUACAUCCUGCUUUUGUUAAGAUGAUAUUGAAUUCCUUGAUGUUGAUGUUGAUGAUCAUGAUGACGAGGAUGAUCAUAAUGAUGUCCCUUUCCUGGAAGAGAAUAUUGCCACUACAAACACCCAAUCUCCCAUGGAUAUGGAACAAGAUUGUGAUCUUUUAAUGGGGGUAACACACCAGAUGAAACGUCAGUCUUGGUUACUGAGCCACCAGUCUCAGCUGGAAGUCUGAAGAAAUCAUCAGUGCAGUCAACAUUGUCAGCAUUUAUUGUCCCCAAAGAGAAACCCCAAGCUGCAAUGGAGCAAAUUCAGAGUGGCAUUAAUGAACUUUUAGUAAAAAUUGAGAGCUUUCAACUUAAAGAAAACUAUGUGAAAGUGAACAGAUCAGAUUUGGAUUCCUGUAAUACCACAGUACUGCAAUCUACCAAAAGUCUUUUGGACAUUUCCCAUCCGGAUAUUAAAGUUGAAACCACUACUGAUGGGUGUCGCAUUACAUGUGUUCCAUGUAGUGAAUAUGCAAUGUCCCGAGUCACUACUAAUUUGUAAGCAAAAAUUCUAUUAAUUUAUAAAUUAUAUAUUAAUUAAGGGCAAAAUAAAUCCAAUAUAUUCACCUACAUUUCAAUAUACUCAAAUUACUUUCAUCUCUUUAUUAGUACUUCGGAAAAUUCCUGGUCAUUGGGUAUGGUUUAUCGUAAAGAGAAAACGAUAAAGUUGAUAGCAGGAAGCAACCAGGACUGGUACAAUCUCAAGCAAUCCCUGAUUGAACACAUCAGUUGCCAUCCCACUAGAAGUUCUGGCCAAACACACUUAAAGGCAAAGCAAUAUGUCGAGGAGCCAUAUUUGUAGACCUUAGGAAGGCGUUUGACACCGUAGACCACUCCCUACUUUUGGCCAAGUUGGAGAGUUACGGCGUAGUUGAAAGUGAACUUGAGUGGUUUAGUAGUUACGUUAACGAUCGAUCGCAAAUAGUUACCUUUCAGAAUAUGCAAUCAUUGCCAUGUAAUAUUUCGUCGGGAGUACCACAGGGGUCUAUUUUAGGGCCCCUACUGUUCGUCCUGUUUAUUAAUGAUCUUCCAGCAGCUGUUCAACAACGCAAUGUUAUGAUGUAUGCCGAUGACACGGGCUGGAAAAUUUGA
This is a messenger RNA of Paramuricea clavata, 1411 nucleotides long. The record is from the annotation of a GenBank genome assembly. Lineage: Eukaryota; Metazoa; Cnidaria; Anthozoa; Malacalcyonacea; Plexauridae.